Messenger RNA from Notothenia coriiceps (black rockcod), 841 nucleotides. Its product is annotated as phosphatidylinositol-binding clathrin assembly protein-like. The coding region runs from base 443 to 841 and encodes 132 amino acids. NCBI's taxonomy places the organism in Eukaryota, Metazoa, Chordata, Actinopteri, Perciformes, Nototheniidae. The transcript is spliced from 2 exons. The record is from RefSeq and is a predicted model, not a curated record.
CCCCUAGUAACCCGAUCACUUAAGUUGUACUCCAGAGUGGUUAAGCUCAAAUUGAAUGCAGCUCCCUGAAGCCAUCUUACAACGAAAGAGGGAUUUAGAGCUUGUAAACGUCAGGAAAAUGAGUUUAUUUGUUAUCCCUGCGUCAAAGAGAUUGGGUUAAACUAGAGUUGAGACACACUUGGGCACAGACUACAUCCUGGCACUUAUUUUCAAGCACAACAGGACCUCGCAGUGUCCAGGGAAACUUCCUGAUAAGCAAAAAGGAUGUUGAACGGGUGAAUUAAAAUGAAGGAAACUGCUAACCUAUCGCCCUCUGCUCGCGUGAAGAAGUGGCGCUCUUCACCUUUUUUCCCCUCGCCCUUUGUUUUCCAACCUCCUCCUUUGUUCUCUCUCUCUCUCCUUUGAGUCUCCUGCUAACUAACGGUAUGUGAGUGUUUGCUGCAUGUUGCCAUGGCUAUUCCUGGAGCCUGAUGCACUCUGUUACCUUCCUGUGAGACCAACUAACUCUGGGUGCUGCUGUGUUUGUGUGUGUUUGAAGAUCUUUUCAGUGAAUAGAAGAGAGAAAGUAGAAAAAGUGAAGGUGCUGACUGAAUGUGUUUCUUCUCUCCAGGCCCCCAGCAGCCUCCUGGAGGCUUUGGAGCAGCACCUGGCCUCCCUGGAGGGCAAGAAGACAAAGGAGUUAAACGCAGACACUAGGGCGUCCACCCUGUCCAGCGCCGUCUCGUCCCUCUCCUCCACCGGCAUGUCCUUCAGCCGGAUGGACGAGAAGGAGAAGCAGCAGGCCCUGGAGGAGGAGCAGGCCCGACUGCAGGCUCUCAAGGUAACACACUCUCCUCUCUAA